Messenger RNA from Aedes albopictus (Asian tiger mosquito), 2223 nucleotides. RefSeq lists its product as uncharacterized. NCBI's taxonomy places the organism in Eukaryota, Metazoa, Arthropoda, Insecta, Diptera, Culicidae. The transcript is spliced from 2 exons. The coding region runs from base 16 to 810 and encodes 264 amino acids. The record is from RefSeq and is a predicted model, not a curated record.
AAUAAAACUCACCAAAUGUUCCGGCUUCCAUCGGUACGUAAACGGAUGACCGAAGCUGAACGUGUUUUGGCAGAGAAGCGGCUGACACUUUGGGUAGAAGCUUGCGGGUUAGAGAAAAAUCCUGCUUCACAUCACCGUGUCUGCAGUCGGCACUUUGUGAACGGCAGACCAGCGAAAAGUUUCGAGACCGAGGACGUGGACUGGGUUCCGACGCAAAAUUUAUCGGACGAGAAGAUCUCAGCGGAGCCAGAUAUGACGAUAGAACGGGAAGAUGAAACCGAGAACGGAACUGAAACUGUACCCGAUGACCAGAAUCAUCACCAUAGCGAAAGUUUUGGGUGCUGCGUCGACCAACCCAAUCUUGUUAUUGAGAACGCAAUGUCGGAAUCCGAAGUGCAGAUGGAUCAGUUCCGUGAAACCAACCUGGAUGUUAAUCAAAGCGACGCAGAAUCAUCGUUCAAAUCGAUUGAUAGCGGUUGUGUAGAAUGCGAUGAGUCGUUUGCUAAUCAAUUCGAAGAUUCCACUUUAAUUACCAACUCAACCUUGAUGUGUAGGUGUGUACUGCAGAAAAUGAGUCUGGACAUCUUAAAAGCAACAGUGCCCAAGAUUAGCAAACCUAAAUCCUUGAAACGGUCUACACUAUAUGAACGAGGCCCUUACAUCCGAGGUGGCAAACGCAAAGCUGUUCAGAUACCAACUGUUAGUGCUUUGAAAAGCAGUUUUAUCCUAGUGAGAAUGCCCGUCGAAAAGAGCAACAUUCUUGAUUUUGUUGAACAGUUUCUAAAUAAAUAUUCUUCGUUAAUGCAUUGAAAACUUUUAGAAUUGAUUUUUUUUAAUUUUGAAACUCGAUAAAGAAUAGACAAAAGGAUGUAUAUUAGUGUCAUAAUACUCCGAUUCAUAAGCUCUUGUUUCUCCUUGUAGCUCACUCGAAGGCACUGUUGGCUUUGGCUAUUCCCACAAUCUUGUGAGAGAUAGUCAGCACUAUGAUUCAAUGAAUAACUAUUUUUUUAGCAGGAUUGCAGUACCGAUUGCAGGACACAAACUUCAAAUUGUAUUCCCGUAUGAUGGUAUCACUGGGACGAAUUCUCAGCAGACAACUUCACAAGCUGUAGAUUCGACGGCCGGACAAGCAUCAACUUUUAAGCAUGCCCAGAAGACCACGUACUAUAGUGAUGCAUGCGUGCAAACUGACCUAUGUAUGGAACGAGAAGUGCAGCAGUGGAAAAAUGCGAUUAGGCGGUAUGACAAAGAAGUUGCCUUCCUUCGGGCUCUCCGUGAGAAGCUGCAUCGAGACUUGCUCAUCGCUAAAAAUGCAAACCAGAUUACCGUCACUGCACUCGAGGCAAAUGACAAAAAGUGUUGCUAUUUUACAGGGCUGAGCUCUGGGCGUACGUUGAGACAUCUUUACGAGGCAUUGAAAGCAGAUCUACCAGUGUAUGAAACACUGGACAAAGAAAAAAUACUCAUUUUAAUGUUGCGAAAACUGCGUUUGAAUGAACCAUUUUGUACUCUUGGGUAUUUGUAUGGUCUGAACCAAACCGCGAUAUCGAAAUAUUUUUUUCGAAACGAUCAAUGCUACUAUACCGUUCUUGAAUGAGCUAGUAAGAUUCCCAUCUCGAACGGUUUUGAAGCAACAUAUGCCCUCUGCGUUCCGAAGAAAGUAUGGUGAUUCCGUUACAAUUAUUAUUGACUGCUUCGAGAUUAACGUCGAAUCACCAAAUACCAAAGCAAUGGUGGCCAGUGCGAAUGUAUUUUCGCAUUAUAAAAAACAUAAUACCAUUAAAGUCCUGAUAGGUAUUAGUCCAUCCGGUGCAAUCAUUUAUGUGUCAGAAGCAUUUGGUGGCCGAACGUCGGACAAGGAAAUGGUGAAAUCGUCAGGAUUCUUGGACAAGAUUCAAGAAGGAGACUUCGUGAUGGCCGAUCGUGGGUUUCUCAUAGAGGAUUUGCUGUGUCCGUUAAAUGCAUCCGUUGCAUAUCCAGCCUUCAAGAAGAAAAACAGUCAACUGGAACCACUUGAUGCCGUCCACUCCAGAGAACUUUCUUCGUUGAGGAUACACGUGGAACGCCUUAUUGGUUCGUUGCGCCAAAAGUUUUUAAUUUUGACCGAUAUAAUUCCAAUUACUAUGCUGCAACAUUGGAACAACGAUACUCCAGCCAUUGAUCAGAUUUUGACGAUUUGCGCUGCUCUUGUUAAUUUGUGUCCAACAAUUGUUCGUUCAGUUU